Molecule: messenger RNA, 1136 nt
Organism: Cuscuta epithymum
Lineage: Eukaryota; Viridiplantae; Streptophyta; Magnoliopsida; Solanales; Convolvulaceae
Source: the annotation of a GenBank genome assembly
GUUAAUUACAACUUCUAUAUGUACUCUACUCCUCCUCGCUUGAAGUUCCACGCAACCACACCCAUUCUGAAUUCAACUUCCUCUUUACUUCCAAUAAGAGAGAAACAAAUUGCGUAGCAGAAAAUCCAAAAAUGGAGAAGGCUAAGCAAAUCCUUCGAUUUUUCGGAAAUCCGGGAGAGGUGGCCGGAUCCGGUUCCGUCAUCGAUGAAUUCGGCUUCGUCGAGGAUUUGUCUUCCUGGGAAUUCGUGAUCCCCUCCGACGACGACGACGACGACGCCUGCUUCCUCAACGAUGAAGUCCUCGACGGAGACGAAUCCAGCGCUGGGAUGAAACAAGACGACACCGUUCUCGAAUUCGGGCUAAAACAAGACCGCUCGUGCCCGAUUGGUUCUCCUUCUUCCGGCGCAUCCAUGGAAUCUCCCUCGCCUGACCAGAUCUCUGUCCCACUUGAUGUUGCAGCCGUUGCGCUUGUGGAGUACGGAAGUGGUAGCGCAUAUGGGCCUGAUUGCGGUGUUGAAGAGGAAGACGAGGAAGAUGAUGAUUACGAUCUGGAUGAUGAGUUAGGUCUUUAUUUGGAUAGCUAUUCGUUUGGGAAGCAGAGGACGAAGAAGGUGAAAAAGAUGACAUGUCCAAGGAUGAAGAUCCAGAGAAGGUUGCCCUACUAUUACAACAAGCCGGGGGCUACCUGGAAGAUAAGGUGAUCAAUGAUUUGAAUUCAUGGCCGCCUGGUUCCAACUUCCAAUUACUAGUAGAAGAUAGGGACAACUGCUAGAUUUGAAAUUUGUUCAAUUACGUAGAUUUGGAAUUUGUCUAGUUCUAUUAGCUAUGAAUACUGUCAUUAAUUGUGUCUGUGUGUGUUCUUUCCGGGCAAUGCCAUUUUUAGUAUAUGGAAGUAUUUUAUGCACAUACUUCUCUGGGUAUGAUCGAAGAAUGUCCAAGAAUGAAUAAACAGGCUAGGGAUGAUAAAAAGAAUGCAAAAGAAUUUCUUCAUACGAAAAUAUUACAUAUCGACUUCGACUGUGCAAUAUUUUUUGAGUAAAAAUUAUAUUUUCUCUACUCGAAUUAUGUAAUUUGGUUUCAAGGACUAGAGCUCGAGAAGAAGGUAAAUAUAUUACUUGCAGAUUGACUUUGCUUCU